AAGCCCUAAAUCAACUCCUGGGUCAACUUGAAGUGAAUGCAAUGAAGAUCGUCUGCCUUAAAUCCUUUACCAUCUUGGUGGUGAUCUCGUUGAUGAUCAACCUCAGCAAUACACCAACUGUUAAGGCUGGCCCACUAUCUGCAGCAGGUUGCAUUUUGGGUUGCAUUUCCUGUGCUUGCUCGGCUGCUAAAGAGUUAUGUAAGUUCUCACUUAUAUAUUUGUUUAAUAAUUUUAGUGACGUCCAUUCACGCAGUCAGUUACAAACAAUUUGUAAUAAUAUUUCAAUAAGAUUCCCCUGCCCCUUCCCCCGAAAAGGUUGAAUUCCCACACUAGCUUAAUCUUUUCUCACUUACUAUUAAUAGACCUUUUGCAUGCCGCGCGGGGACUGGUCACUGGAGGUAUAUGUCCGCCAUAUUGGAUAGCACAAAAAAAUCAUUGUUUCCUUUGUUCUUGAUCGGCUGCCAGGAAUGUCAGCCAAUAGUGAAGAGGUUUGCAAAACAUUAACCAAAAAGCGCCUGGAGGAGUUUAUCAAGGAGAAAAAAUCAGAUCAGAGGGCUCAGGCAUUUUUUGUAGAAGAUUAUGUUCACGAUCUUUUCGUCACAUUUCAAGAAGCUGAAUGUUGUGUAUUGAAAGGAAAAUGUUUUCGAUCGAUGUCUAAGUCGGAGAAGCCACACGAAAUAAGAAAAUUAUCUUGGAAUUUAGCGAUUCAGGAUCGAGCAUUGUCUUUAGAAGAUGUUCUUGCAAAGCCGGACAAGGACAUUGUCAUCAUCUCUCGGCUUUAGCCUACGCAGUGGUAAGUUCUUUGAAAGAGAGUGAUGUUGCUUCUGCUUGUACUUCAAAGCCCCAGCAAUGGCAUGUUCCAAGAGGUGCUAAAAUAAACCCGCAACCCUGGAUGCAGCUAAAUUUUUCGAAACCAUCGGUGGGAAAGGAGACAAGAAGAGAUGCAUCGCUCUGCCUUUACGAUCCAACUUCUCCAAAGAGAAAGGAGCCAGAGUGUAGGAAAGAAAUGUUUAAAGAGUUUCAAGAUAAAUUUAAAAAGGCAUGCCCUGCUGCACCAGUUAUCCAUGUAAAAAACGACAGCUCAACCUCUGUUAAAACAAAUUUCGGUGAACACCAAAAGGGUAGUCCUCUUAGUUAUCACUUACCUUCAAUUGAUAGUAUUGGAGCUGAUCAAACAAACAUCUACAGUGAGUUACCAAUUCAACUCCCUGUGCUCAGUGAUGGCUGGAGUGAAUAUGUACAUGGAUUUCAAAAUAUAGAUCUUACUUUCAUUACCUUGUCACUAGAAGAUGCAUCAAAACUUGAAUCUGGCACGAGAGAGCAGUCUGGAAGCGCAAAGUGGAAAUUAGAGAGAGCCAAGCGCAUCACGGCAUCUCAGUUUGGUCAGGUUUUCAAAAGAAAGGCGGCUGUCACAGAAAAGUUUCUGAAGGAACUUUUUGAAGGAAAAACAAUCCAAACACCAGCUAUGAAAUAUGGUUUGACUAACGAGAUUAGGGCUGCAAAAGCAUAUCUUGACUCUGGAAAUAAUACAAAACUCUACAAGAGUGGACUGGUGGUUAACCCAGCAUUCUGUUGGUUGGGGGCCUCCCCAGAUGGUGUUGUCUAUGACCCUUCUAUGGAAGAAAAUCCCUUUGGGCUGUUUGAAGCAAAAUGUCCAUUUUGUGGUGCGGGUAAGAAAAUUGUUGACGUUAUUAAAGAAAAUAAGCAAUUUUACUUAAAACAAACAGACCAUGGCAUUAAAUUAAAAGAAAAUCACAACUACUAUUAUCAAGUCCAAGGCCUCAUGGGGGUGACUGGGAUGAAAUGGUGCGACUUUUGUGUUUGGACUGGUGUAGAUUUCUUUCAACAAAGAAUUCUGUUUGAUGAAACUUUGUGGAAUGAUGUGCUAUCCAAAUUAACCAAUUUCUAUUUUGAAAAUUUUUACGAGUUUCUUACAAGAAGAGGGUGCUGACUUGUUAUCAAUUCAAGAAAAGCCACGUGUAGUAGAAUAACCUUGUAACAACAUACUAAGUCAUCGUAUUGACAGGGUUAUAAAGUAAUUUUGUGAGAUGUCUGGAAAACCAGUUUUGCCCCUCUGGGCUGUUUGGUCUUUUUCUCAGUGACUCUGUAUUGACAUGUAUGUUUAAAUUUUACAUUGUAAAUGGUUUGAACUUAUGGUAUUUUACAUUGAGCAGCAACUAGCUGUUUCUUGGCAGUAGUACACUUCAGGAAAAUUUAGUUUUAUUUCAGCUGGUUAGUAGAUCAUUAAUGCAAUAAAAUGGCACCUUCUGAAACCCCUUUUUUGGGUGAAUUUUUGUUUACAUAUUUUGCUUCACUAAUAUGCUCAUUGAUCAGAGGCCAGAUUUACAAACCUUCCUAAUCUAAGAUACCUCCUAAAUAUUGUCUGAUAACAAAGUGCUAUUAUCAUUUGACAAAACUUAGGAUAUCCAUUAGCUUAGGAGGCUUUGUGAAUUUGGCUUAAGGAUAUUAAAAUCAAAUCACUGUACAAUAAAGGAGCUUAACAUUGUUGGUGAUCUCAGAGAUUUGAUCCUGAUAUUCCAAAUAGUAUCGUGGGAGAAAUUCUUCUUUUAAAAGUCGAAAUUUAUAAGCAAUGUAAGGCUCAUUAAUGUUUUCACCACCACAAAAUUUUGCAGUUUCUGAUGUUUGAUAUUUCCUUGAAUGAUGAUGUCAGCAAAGUUUCUCUUAGGAGUCUUGUGCAAUGAUUGGUGUCUGAAAAUUGACCAAAAGUGCACAGACUGUCCAGAUUUGAUUAAGCAAACCAGUCUGAUUAAUAGCAAAUACAUUUUGCAGGAUUUUGAAUGUCUUGAUUCUGCUUAUUGCCCUCUCAACAUGUAUUCUCACAUUUGCGAUUUCCUGAGUCUCUUUUACUUCAUCUUCUGUAAACUGACCCUGGUUAUUAAGGAAAGGAAGUAUAUUCAAAGUACACCCAAGAGGCUCAAGGAGGUCAUUUAUAACAAAACCUCUAUCAGCCAUUACAUUGUCUCCUCUUUCAAGCAAUGAGAGAAUUCCAGACUGUUUAGUGAUUUCCUUGUCUGAUAUGCCUCCAGUAUACAACUGAGAUACAAAUGUAACACUACCUGAAGGUGCGAUACCCAACAGUGCUUUAGCUGUAGUGGUACUUUUAUACUGUGAGAAAACUUGAGAUUGCCUCAACAAAGAGGAAGGUGUCUGGAUCUUGAAUUCAGUGGCAUCAAGGAUCACCCUUGUUGAAGGAAAUUUCCUAAAGCUAUCGGGCAUUGUUUCUUGAAUGACAUGUUUGGGCAACCAGAAAUUGAUAGAUCCCAACACAAAAUAAAGCAAAUUGAUCCAUGAUGUAAAUACCCUUGAAACUGUGGAACUAGAAAUGUUGAAUAAGUUAGCAACGUGGUGCAAAGGAAGACCCAAACGUAGUUUCACAAGGGUCAGAAAAAGUUCAUCCAUCUUUGAUAAAGCUCUCUCAGUAUAACCUGUACUCUUACUAGACAUUUGUGUAUUCUCAACACUAUUAGACAAGGUCCCAUGAACAUUUGGGCUCCAGUAACUCAUGUCUUCAGCAUGACAUAAAACAUAAGUCAUAAAUUCUCUGUAGCUGGCUGAAUUUUGGAAGCCAGUAUAAAAGUGGAUAUCGUCAUCACUACCAUCAAAUCGUUUAAAUGAAAACAACAUACUCUCAGAACUUCUUUUCAUCGUUAGAAAAUUAGACAUCAAAACCUGUAUUUUAUUAUCCUUUUCUUGAAGCGUUGUCUCAAGCCGCGAGAUAUCACGGUCCUUCUCCUGACAGUUCUCGCAUGGUUCUUUCGCUCCCACAUUUCCAAGCCCAAAUGAACUUGUCCUUGACAACCGCUGUUUGACUGGUGUUGCCCAGGAAAAUACUGACGGAACUGCAUCGUCCUUGAGAACUGUUUUGCCACCAAGUGUUGUUCGAUAAUCGCUCGCAGUAAAAUGAAGAGAACACACUCGAGUGUGCUCCGAUACAGUAAAUGAUUCUCCUUCAUCACGACGUAUUUUUACCAGCCAUGCCUUCUUCAUCAACUCACAUUUUGGAAAACGAUGAAAUGACAGUUCUUUUUCCCUCGUUGACUUAGUAUGGCAGAGCGGAACACAACAACUGUUUACCAUGCUGCACGCACUUUAAUCCAAGAUGGCGGACAUAUACCUCCAGUGACCAGUCCCCGCGCGGCAUGCAAAAGGUCUGUAUUGUUGUCAAUAAUCGAGGGGACUGGUGUCCUACCUUGAUUUUUUACAUGUGGUUAGCAUUUAGAACGUUCAUUCAAAUAGUUUCUGCAAAAACUGUGUUGUGGAAUUUCUUGUAAUUUAUAAAAUCCUUUUUUAAUAUAGCUAACUUUCCAGAUUUUUCUAAUACUGACAAGCAAAAUGCAGAAUUAAGGGAGCUUUUGAGGUGUUGCCAUGGUAACUGCUAUGGCGUCAUAAAAAUUUCUAAAGUAUUACCCAAUAACAUAGUUCUAAAUCUAUUCAUACUUUGCCCGAAUGAGCGUAACAACUUUCCUGAAAGCGGAAAUCCUUAAUCGAACAGUAAGACAACUCUUUCGAGCCUCCGUGCUGUUUUUGUCAUUUUGCAAGACAGAAAAUUUUCCCCACAUCAACUGCACUAAAAUUAUGGGGUGGACUUCAUCAUGCUAUAAAUUAUGCCAAAACUUUAGGCUUAUGCCUUUUGGGAUGGGUCGUGACCCUAAAGACCCCUAGUUUAGUCUAGAUUUACCUAAGCCAGGUGAAGGUAAAGAUCCCUAAGACCCAAAGACUCGCCCUUAUAGUUUAAGUCUGAUAAUGAUCCGACUCUCAGACUCUCACUCAUCCUCGGAGACCCAGUGGCGAAAGUUUACAAGAGGUCGCGAGAGUGCCCUUGGGGUGCUACACUGAAAUGACCAGGUCCACGAAUAUGUUUGAAUUUUUUACCAUAUUUUUAAGCUUAAAUAUCUCGGGAACUACGACAAAUAUUUGAAAAUGGAAAACGACGUUUUUAAUCUUACAUGAAGUACUGCAUGAUCCAUUAAAAUGAAAAACAAGGUGUAAAAAGUUGAUUAUAGUAGCACUUUAAAAAAAUGUCAAAUGGUUGUUCCUGCAGGCCUUCCCUUGGGGAUACUGGCAGGUCCAUGGGGGAUCCUAGCUUCUGCAGGUUGUUUCAUAGCUGUAGGAGGGGGAUGUGGUGCAUGUGUCGCUGGUUGCUUGGGUCUAGGAGCAACUCCAACGCCAUAAGGCUUGUUCAAAGAAGACACUCUUAGAGAGGAUUAGAAAUCUUUUCACAGCUU
Molecule: messenger RNA, 5246 nt
Organism: Porites evermanni
Lineage: Eukaryota; Metazoa; Cnidaria; Anthozoa; Scleractinia; Poritidae
Source: the annotation of a GenBank genome assembly